Molecule: messenger RNA, 1271 nt
Organism: Doryrhamphus excisus (bluestripe pipefish)
Lineage: Eukaryota; Metazoa; Chordata; Actinopteri; Syngnathiformes; Syngnathidae
Gene: olig3
Product: oligodendrocyte transcription factor 3
Biological process (GO): sensory organ development; positive regulation of transcription by RNA polymerase II; axon development
Cellular component (GO): nucleus
Molecular function (GO): DNA-binding transcription factor activity, RNA polymerase II-specific; protein dimerization activity; E-box binding
Source: RefSeq, a predicted model, not a curated record
GAGAGAGAGAGAGAGAGAGAGGAUGCAUGAUAGCCGACGCCGGUGCGUAAAAGUAGCAGUUGCGCACAGCACAGGGACGCGUUAACAUCAGGUGAACAGAAAGAGAAAGUGAAAGAGAGGGAGGGAGAGAGAGAGAGAGAGGGAGGAAGACCCCAUAAAAAUGAAUUCAGACUCCAGCCCCAGCAGCAGAGCCUCAUCCCCGGAUAUGGAUGCCAUGUUCCUCCGAGAACAUCUCCCCAGCCACCACUUCCACCACCUCCAGCAACACCCCGUUUCCUCCUCCACGCAGGGCGGCGACGGCCGCCACAAGAUGUCCGACGGCAAGUCUUCGUCGUCGGUAGGAAGCAGCAGCAGCAACAGCAACAACGCUAACAAGUAUAAACUAAAGAAGCAGGUGACCGAGGAGGAAAUGUACCAGCUUCGCCUCAAGAUCAACGGCCGAGAAAGGAAGCGCAUGCACGACCUGAACCUGGCCAUGGACGGCCUGAGGGAGGUGAUGCCGUACGCGCACGGACCCUCCGUGAGGAAGUUGUCCAAAAUCGCUACGCUCCUCCUGGCCCGGAACUACAUCCUCAUGCUCAACAGCUCCCUGGAUGAGAUGAAGCGCCUGGUGGGGGAGAUCUACGGAGGCCAACACUCGGCCUUCCACUGCGGCACUGUGACUCACCCGGGCCCGGGCGGACACUCGGCAGUAGCCGCUGCCGCUGCGGCUGCUGCUGCUGCUGCAGCCGCUGCCCACCAGGUGCACCCUCUCCUCGGGAGCAGCAUCUCCUCCUCGACCCCUUCCUCCACCUCCUCAUCAUCCACCCUGCCAGCUCUCACAUCCAUCCGGGCCCCACACGCCAUCAUGAAAAGCUCCCCGGCUGCACCCCCGAGUCUGCAGCUGGGCUCCGGCUUCCAGCACUGGGCCGGCCUGCCUUGUCCGUGCACCAUCUGCCAGGUGCCGCCUCCUCCUCCUCCUCCUCAUCCUCACAUCCCCAUCAGCUCCUCCGGCCUGACGAGACUCACUGGGGAGGCCAAAGAGGGCAUGAAAUGAUGUGAGAUGAUGAAAGUGCAGACUGAGCCAUGUCAUGUAUAUAUUUCUAACUUUUUUUUUUGAAAGGGGGGGUGGGCAUAAUGACAUGAUGAGUGUGGUGGUGCAUGUUGUUUUUGUUUUCUUGUUGGAUCCAUAUGAGAAAAUGUAUUAAUGUCCUCCUUGUACCAAGGACUUAAACUUAAUGACUGAUGCUUUACAUUUAACAAAAAAAAAAAAAAAAAAAAAAAGCUGUGCG